AUGACUGAUUUAGUCAAGUAUACAGAGUCAUGGACAGUGGACAUCAAUUGUGAAAAAUUUGCAGAUUUCAAUUUCUUAUCAAGUUUUGAGGAAAUAGCAGAUAUGGUUACAAAAAAGAGAUGUACCGUUCGUUACGUUCAACAAAACGAAAACUACAAGGCUCGUACAUGCCAACCAAUAAACGAAAAUCUGAUUGGUCGCUGUAAUAUAACUGGAUUCCAACCAUCCACUACACCUAUGCCAACUGAAGCAACAACCCCUUCUCCUCACGGAAAUAUAAUCUGUUCAACAUGUAUCUACGUGGGAGGAGUUUCUAACGACAUUGGAUAUGGAAAAAGGGAGACUAUUUGCUUCCUCAAACAUUCAACUUCAGGUAUAGUAUGUCUGAUAAUUCCUUUGACAGUAAUUUGUGGAUGCAACAUAAUAUUUUUUCUCAUGACAAUGCGUAAAAUAAGCUUGACACCAAAAAUGGAAAGAUCAAGCACAAACAAAGCAACCCGUCAAAAUAGUGUUAUAUACAUCAAGCUAUUUAGUUUGACUGGUAUAACCUGGGUUUUCGAAUUUAUUGAUGCUUUUCUGCCAAAGACGCACUUAUCUUUAAUAAUAUGGUUAUUCAACGCGUUACAAGGUGUUUUCAUAUUUCUAUCAUAUAUAUAUAAUCGUUGGUAA
Mytilus californianus (California mussel) is the source of this 669-nucleotide messenger RNA. Its product is annotated as adhesion G protein-coupled receptor E2-like. Gene Ontology annotation, biological process: G protein-coupled receptor signaling pathway. Gene Ontology annotation, molecular function: G protein-coupled receptor activity. The transcript is spliced from 5 exons. Gene Ontology annotation, cellular component: membrane. The record is from RefSeq and is a predicted model, not a curated record. NCBI's taxonomy places the organism in Eukaryota, Metazoa, Mollusca, Bivalvia, Mytilida, Mytilidae. Bases 1 to 669 code for a protein of 222 amino acids.